This is a messenger RNA of Clarias gariepinus (North African catfish), 635 nucleotides long. RefSeq names its product cystatin-like protein. The coding region runs from base 19 to 471 and encodes 150 amino acids. The transcript is spliced from 4 exons. The record is from RefSeq and is a predicted model, not a curated record. NCBI's taxonomy places the organism in Eukaryota, Metazoa, Chordata, Actinopteri, Siluriformes, Clariidae.
UCAGUCGUCCUCCACAACAUGGAAGGUGCACUAAGGCUUCUGCUGCUGGCAGCCCUGACUCUGCUUGUUUCUGCCCAGACAUUCACGAACUACAAUAACUUGCCAGAAUCUUACAAACCACACAUUGAUAAAGCACUGAAGAAGGCAAGCAGUAUCUAUGGAAGAGGUCAUCAUGUUGCUUUUCAUUCACUUUUAAACGGUCUGAAGAUAAUGGAUGACAAAUGGAAAGUAAAUUUCCUUGUAAUGGUCACAACAUGCACAAAGGCUUCUACAGAUGCAUAUAAGCACCGAGAUGAAUGUAAUAAACAAAAAAAUAAAACGCCCUGGAUUGACUGUCUUGUGUGUAAGAUGGACAAUGAACAAGAACUGGUUGAUUGUGGCACAGUGAAAGAUGUCAGGAAUGGAAUGCGGACAAAAGAUCGAGAAGACUGUAAGGAAUCUCAUACUGGAGGUAACUUUUUUCUCUUCUAAUGAGGAGAAGCAGUUUGGAGCUAAGCUAUGAUUGUGCAGCGGCCAGAUAAAAUUAUUUACAUGGUGAAUUUUUGAUAUCAUGUCGUGUUAGUAGUGAAAAAACUGUAUCUAUGGUUUAUGUUUCCUAUUCAUUAUUCAUAUUUAGACUCCUAGUCUUGAUAUUG